CCUUCUACCUGUUAGGGUUAGGCUUAUCCGUUAGGGUUAGGCUUAUCCGUUAGGGUUAGGCUUAUCCGUUAGGGUUAGGCUUAACCUAACCCUUCGCACCAGGUAAGCCCAGACCUUCUACCUGUUAGGGUUAGGCUUACCCGUUAGGGUUAGGCUUAACCUAACCCUUCACACCAGGUAAACCCAGACCUUCUACCUGUUAGGUUUAGGCUUAUCGGUUAGGAUUAGGUUUAUCGGUUAAGGUUAGGGGAGCCCUUUUCCAUUAGGGUUAGGCUUAACCUAACCCAGAUAGACUUCCAUCGAUUAGGGUUAGUUAAAGUUAACACUUCCUGUGGGUGCUGAGGAUGAUGAUGUGUGCUAGGGUGACGUGUAAAUGGUUCCUAUUAUGUCUACUUCAAUCUGGUGAUUUCUACUCAACAGCAGAAACAGCAACGGCCGUUCUGAGGCAGACUAGUUUAAUCUCGUUGUGGACUAACAAGUUGUGUCACAUUGAAAACUGAGAUGAGUUUGCACUCAUCUUUUUGCCAAACAACUCAACCCUAAACCGGUCAUUAAGGGUUAGGGUUAGGGUAACCCUCGUCCAUUAGGGUUCAAUAAGAACAGAAGCAGGAAGGGGAGAGGGGGUGGGCAGGCUGAUGUCAUGGUUCCUCCCCCUCCCAGGAGAACCCAGCAUGCUGCGCCUGGUUACCGUCUGCUUGUUGCUGCUCCCAGGCCUGGGCUGGGCCCAGAGCUCCCAGCAGGGGGUCAGCGCCCCCGGGCCCCAUGGGUCCUCCGGCCCGCCGCACACCCAGGACCCGCCACACUUCCUGAGGAACCAGCAGGCUGGUCACCUGACCGCCGAGACUUCCUACCUGGAGCAGGGCUCCAACAGAGUGGGUCUGUUCGUGGUGGCGGCCGUCGGGACGAUGGCGCUGAUGGUGGCCGUGUUCUGCAUCUACAACAGGUUCUACAGCAGGCAGCAGUACCAGCACACCCAGCUCCAGGACCACUCUGAGUUGACCCUUGACCCCCCAGAGAACCCCCCCAUGAUGUUUCUCCAGGGCCCGUUGGGGGAUGGGCGAGAGAGGCCGGGGGGAUACGGCUCGCUCUCCGCCACGCCCUCCGUCAUCUCCCUCCCUCCCAAACCCCCUGGACCCCCUGGACCCCCUAGACCCCCCGGACUCCCCUGGAGCCUCUGA
Molecule: messenger RNA, 1178 nt
Organism: Gadus macrocephalus (Pacific cod)
Lineage: Eukaryota; Metazoa; Chordata; Actinopteri; Gadiformes; Gadidae
Product: collagen alpha-1(XVII) chain-like
Exons: 4
Coding region: 636-1178 (180 amino acids)
Source: RefSeq, a predicted model, not a curated record